Nannospalax galili (Upper Galilee mountains blind mole rat) is the source of this 2728-nucleotide messenger RNA. Its product is annotated as zinc finger protein 398. Gene Ontology annotation, biological process: negative regulation of transcription by RNA polymerase II; regulation of immune system process; regulation of cytokine production. The coding region runs from base 220 to 2139 and encodes 639 amino acids. The transcript has 6 exons. The record is from RefSeq and is a predicted model, not a curated record. NCBI's taxonomy places the organism in Eukaryota, Metazoa, Chordata, Mammalia, Rodentia, Spalacidae.
GUCUAGGCAGGCGGCAGCCCCUGCGGCACUCGCUGUCCAGAAAGCGCCAGCUGGGGGGUCGCCGCAGCCGGUGCGGUAGAGGUUGUCCGCUACUCACCGCGCUUCCGGAAGCCGGCUGCAGCGCGAGUCCUGUCAGAGCGUGGGGCGCAGGCCAGAGGAGAGGACGGUGCAGCGGGCUUGCGUGCGGCGGCGACUCCCGGGGCCAGGCAGCGGAGCGCCAUGGCGGAGGCGGCCGCCGCUCCGACUUCUGAAUGGGACUCUGAGUGCCUUACAUCCUUGCAGCCUCUUCCUCUGCCUACGCCUCCAGCUGCAAAUGAAGCACAUCUGCAGACUGCAGCCAUCUCCCUGUGGACAGUGGUGGCUGCUGUGCAGGCCAUAGAAAGGAAAGUGGACGUUCAUAGCCGGCGACUCCUACACCUAGAAGGCAGAACAGGGACAGCAGAGAAGAAACUAGCCAGCUGUGAAAAGACAGUGACUGAACUUGGGAACCAGCUGGAUGGCAAGUGGGCUGUUCUGGGGACCCUGCUGCAGGAGUAUGGGCUGCUGCAGCAGCGGCUGGAGAACCUGGAGAACUUGUUGAGAAACAGGAACUUCUGGAUCCUGCGACUGCCCCCAGGUAUUAAAGGAGAUAUACCAAAGGUGCCUGUGGCAUUUGAUGAUGUCUCCAUCUACUUUUCCACUCCAGAGUGGGAAAAAUUAGAAGAAUGGCAAAAGGAACUUUACAAGAAUAUCAUGAAAGGCAACUACGAAUCUCUCAUCUCUAUGGAUUAUGCCAUGAAUCAACCAGAUGUCUUAUCUCAGAUUCAACCAGAAACGGAACAUAAUACAGAAGACCAGCCAAGGCCAGAGGAAAGUGAAAUUCCCACAGAUCACAGUGAAGAGCCUGGCCUUUCAACCUCAGAUAUUCUGUCUUGGAUUAAACAAGAGGAGGAGCCUCAGAUUGGAGCCCCCCAGGAGUCCAAAGAGAGUGACCUGUACAAAGGUACCUACGCUGAUGAAGAGCUUGUCAUUAAAGCUGAAGACCUUGCUAGAGCCUCUUUGUGCCCUGAAGUCCCAGUCACUUUCUCUGCUCCAUCAGCAGCAAAGGAUGCUUUUUCAGAUGUAGCUUUCAAAAGCCCACAGUCCACACCUAUGACACCUUUUGGACGGGCAGCCACUGACCUGCCUGAAGCCUCAGAGGGACAAAUGACUUUUACUCAGUUAGGAAGCUACCCACUCCCACCUCCAGUUGGAGAGCAGAUGUUCUCAUGCCAUCAUUGUGGCAAGAAUCUCAGCCAAGACAUGUUAAUGAUGCAUCAGUGUAGCCAUGCUGGUGAACACCCCUUAACCUGUGCCCAGUGUCCCAAGCACUUUGCCCCACAGGCCAAUCUUGGUAGCACCUCCCAGGACCAUACAAGUGAAACACCACCCACCUGUCCACACUGCGCGCGGACCUUCACUCACCCCUCUAGACUCACCUACCACCUUCGGGUCCACAACAGCACAGAGCGCCCCUUCCUUUGUCCUGAUUGCCCCAAGCGCUUUGCUGACCAAGCACGACUCACCAGCCACCGGAGAGCUCAUGCCAGCGAGAGGCCCUUUCGCUGCACACAGUGUGGCCGUAGCUUCAGCCUGAAGAUCAGCCUCCUGCUGCACCAGAGGGGACACGCGCAGGAGCGCCCCUUCUCCUGCCCUCAGUGUGGCAUUGACUUCAAUGGGCACUCAGCACUGAUUCGUCACCAGAUGAUCCACACAGGAGAGCGCCCCUAUCCAUGCACAGACUGCAGCAAGAGCUUCAUGCGCAAGGAACACUUGUUAAACCACCGUCGGCUGCACACAGGUGAACGGCCCUUCCAGUGCCCGCACUGUGGCAAGAGCUUCAUCCGCAAACACCACCUCAUGAAGCAUCAGCGCAUUCACACAGGCGAGCGACCCUACCCCUGUGCACUCUGUGGCAGGAGCUUCCGCUACAAGCAGACACUCAAGGACCACCUGCGGACUGGCCAUAGUGGAGGCUGUGAUAGGGACCCUUCUGUACAGCCACCAGACCCGCCUGGGCCACUCUUAACUGUGUUGGAAACUUCUGGCCUUGGUGUUAGCACUGAGGGCCUAGAGACCAAUCAGUGGUAUGGGGAAAGUAGUGGAGGGGUAGUUUUGUAGACCUGUGGCCUCCUGGUUAUUUAUGUUCAAAGCAGAGCCAAAAGACCAGGAGAGAUCCCACAAGCUCCACCACCCAUAGUAAUUGUUAUCCAGUUCAUAAAGGAAUUUGGGGUCCUCUAUGCUCAACUAGAGACAUGCUUGUAUUUUGGAAGUUCACAACAGUACAAGAACAACACAUUUUGAAAUCCAGAAAGAACUGGAAAAGAACCCAGCACCCCAUUUUUUUCAGAGAUACAAAAGCAGAGUUUGGGAAGCAAGAUUUAGCCUCCGAUCACCCUGUCACAGGAUAGCCAAAUGACAGUAGACGUGUCUCUAGGCAAAGACAAGUGCAUGGGAAGAGCCCCCAAACCUUGAAGCCAUCUAGAGGCAUGAGAAUGUUCAAAGCCAUUCACUAAUUUCUUUUGGUGAGAUGAGUGUUGGAGGAACAUGCUUUAUUUAGCUGCUGUUUAUGUUGCUGUGGCCCCUGAAACCAGCCAAGCUCUGUUCAUACAUGUGUAGUUACCUUUCCGUGAAACUGAUGACUCAGACUACUUUCCUCAGCCUCCUAGAUUUUGUCUGCUAAUACAUUUUAACAUUGGUGAACAAGAAA